GACGCUUUCCCCGGCCGUUGUUGAGCGAUAGUCAUCGCUUCCUUAUAUCUGUAAUAUGAAAAUCAGGUGGGUGAAAUUGAAGGGUUCGUUUUGAGAGGGUCAAAUGGGGCAGCGGAGUGAGGGUUGAGUGGGCGGGUGAGGAUUAGUCCGACUCUGGCGGUUUCUGCACGGCGUGAAGAAGGCUUGAAAGAUGCUUUUGAAUGGUGCGAUAUCGAUCUAUCUUCAAAGUAGAGCACACUUCAUUCUCAUCCAGUUCAUCAGCUGGGCAUACAUUUUCCAGGAAUGUUAUACAAGGCUUCUCCUUCCACGUAUACAACUUUCGAGAUGGUACUGUCACCCUCAUUGGCGGGGAAUCGGAAGGCUGGUUGAAGCCCGCCCGCUAUUUAAGGGAUUGAUUUUCGAAACACGUGACUUGAUGCGUUAAAUUUUGCAUCGCCACCGCGGAGGGGUAUAAAUAUGGGAUGACCUGUGAUGCGAUGCCCAUUAUCUUUCCUCGUUUUACGCGUACAUCCAUUUCUCAGCGAUUACCAUCUGCCAACAUGAUUUUCACUUCUAACGUCCUCCACGGUGUCGCCCAUGUCACUAUCACCGGCUGCCUCGCCGCUACCUUCUUCAAGCAAACCGUCUUCGACGCUACACGUCAGGAACUCUACAACGCGGGCGACCGCCCUUCCGUCGGCGCCGCGGUUACAAAGUUCUGCCUCAAGACGGCCUGCCUGGUUAUUGCCUCACACAGAACCACUAAGAAGAUACUCGGUGGCGAUUUUACCCUCAAGGACAACCCACCACCUCUCGCUGGCGACAUCUAUACACCCGCUCCGUCAAGAACCCAGAGGCACAAGCGCUUUUCCAUAGACUCGGACACGACUCUUGUGGCCGACGAUGACGAUUAUCUCAAGGACUUUGACGCCCCCCCAUCCCACUACCUUCCGCUUCUUGCAACCCCCGACUUAUCCAUACCAACAGUGCCUUUUUUCUUCAACACUAAUCUACAGUCUAUCACCAUUCUGCCAAAGCCUCCGGAUGCCGUGCACAUCGCCAACCGGCGCAAACGACAGGUAUGACAUCUUCACUGAAUUAGCUACGAUGCUCAUCUUACUUUCUUAGCAUUCUGCUCGUUUGCGCGCCGCCCGCACACGGGCUUCCAUUCGUGAGCAAUUUCUCAUGACAUCCGCGUCGCUUACUCAUUUCAACCAGGUCAUCUCCAGCAACUCCGUGACAAGAUCCUCGCCGACAAAGCGGCUCUCAUCGAUGGCUGGGCCGACGCUAUGGCCAACCUCGGCCUCACAUCCACCCUGGCACCUCCAGACUAGAACGGUACAAACUAAUCCACAACACUACUCACAUCCCGCCAAAGACGCGUACCCGCCUCCCUCGCUGUCCCCUACGACCUGGAGCAAUCCACGAGGUUGAAGGCCACCGCUGACCGCGCACACUCUAUCUCUACGCGCCACCC
Molecule: messenger RNA, 1456 nt
Organism: Suillus subaureus
Lineage: Eukaryota; Fungi; Basidiomycota; Agaricomycetes; Boletales; Suillaceae
Exons: 1
Coding region: 462-1064 (200 amino acids)
Source: RefSeq, a predicted model, not a curated record